Molecule: messenger RNA, 1374 nt
Organism: Naumovozyma dairenensis CBS 421
Lineage: Eukaryota; Fungi; Ascomycota; Saccharomycetes; Saccharomycetales; Saccharomycetaceae
Gene: GPI18
Product: GPI-anchor transamidase GPI18
Exons: 1
Coding region: 1-1374 (457 amino acids)
Biological process (GO): GPI anchor biosynthetic process
Cellular component (GO): mannosyltransferase complex; endoplasmic reticulum membrane
Molecular function (GO): alpha-1,6-mannosyltransferase activity; GPI mannosyltransferase activity
Source: RefSeq, a predicted model, not a curated record
AUGUUAUUUAGCUUAUCAUGGAGACCGUUCAUUAAACUUACAUCAAUUUUUAUUACAUUAAGAGCCAUACAAUAUGCAUUGCUUUUCUUUGCACCGACAGCUCAAUUCGAUACUUCAACAGAGUUACUUCUUUCAUCUUUGGCACCAGAUAGCGAUAUUGAUUCGUUUUGGAAUCGACAUCUUUGGAAUAAGUUAUUAUCAUGGGAUUCAGUGUAUUUCAUCAAAGGAAUGACUCAACACUCUUCAGAACCACAAUAUGAACAUGAAUAUGCAUUUUCACCAACGUGGGUUAAAUUGAUAAGAUUGAUUGUCUCAAAGCAAAAUAAUACAGAGUUCUAUCAUAUCUUAAAAGUUGGUAUUAUAAUGAACAAUAUAAUAUUCUUUGUCUCAACAUUGUUGCUGUAUGAAUUGACAUUUCAAACGUUCAGAAAUAAAAAAAGUAUUCAUUAUUCAAUUAAUGAUUCAUUAAAACUAUCCAACUUAUCAAGUAUAUUUUUUAUUUGUUCAAGUUGUUCUGGCUUUGUCAUUAGUAUUUAUUCUGAACCAUUGUCAAUAUUAGGAUCAUUCGCAGGUAUGUUGUUACGUGAAUUAUCUUUAAACUCAGUGUUAUCAUCAUCGUCAACACUAGGCAACUUAUUUUACAUUGGUUCGUGUUUUGGGUUUAUUUUGGCUGCCAUCAACAGAUCCAAUUGUAUCCUAUUGGGAGUAUUUUACCUAUUUGACUUAAUACAUGGAUUAAAGGAAUUCAGAAAGACAAGAAUAAGUCGAAUGAUAACUUUACCAAUACUAUGUGGUACUGUUCUCGGCAUUACAUUCAUUUGGAGUCAAUAUUAUAUCCCAUAUAAUAGAUUCUGCACCACAAGUAAUGAUAUGGAAUGGUGUCAAACGAGUCUCUUCCAUAUAUGGGGCCUUAAACAAAUAACCAAGACAUCUAUGUAUUCAUAUAUUCAAAAUGAAUAUUGGAAUGUUGGAAUUUUCAAAUAUUGGACGAUUAAUAAUUUACCGAAUUUUUUAAUUGGAUUACCUAAUUUUAUUUGUAUGGUAUUUUCCUGUAUUUAUUUUAGCAAGAUUUAUCCAUUUAAUAAUAUGAAACCAUUGAUUUUUGUUUGUUCCCUUUUCCUUUGCAUAAUUUUAGUUUUGGCACAUUUCCAAAUUAUUAAUAGAAUCAAUUCGUUUAUACCGUUACAUGUUUGGUAUAUAGCUGAUAGAUUAUUGAAACAAUCUAGAAGAACCAUUACGAAUGCAAAUGAGGAGGAAGGAAAGCAAAUAGUACUGACGGGUGAUGAUAUAAUAGUUAAAUGGUAUAUUAGAUGGUUAAUCAUUUGGAUACCAUUACAAACAAUUCUAUUUGGAUUCUUUUUACCACCAGCAUAA